UUUUUUGAAACCGCAAACGCAAAAAAAAGAGUCACGCAAUUAUGUUGUCGGUAAAGUACAAACCUACAGAAGAAACUGCAAAAACUUGGUUACCAGAUUUCAUUUCAUUUGCUCUCUAUCUCUGUUUCCGAAACUAGCUCUUUUCUUCUCUUCUCUGACUCUGCUCCUACUAUUUUAAUCCGUGAUUCUAAGGCCGUGUUUGGAUCGCAAUUAGGGUUAGGGUUUGAGUUUGAAUUUUUUCUCAAAUGCUAUUAUUGUUCUUGCUGGAUUUUCCACCAGAAUGCCAAGAAGUCCCACAACGCCUCGGAGCUCUGCUUAUCUCAGUGCUCUCUCCCAAGAAAUUGAGAAGAAACUCCAGCGGGCACUAGCUUCUCGUUCACAGAGACCUAACUUGUUGCAAGAGUUGUUUGCUGAUAUUGCUUUAGAGGUUGAUGAGAGAGCAAGAGAUAUAAUCUGUAACAGAGAAGAAGAUGCAAUUUCUCCUGCAGAGGAUGGUAUCCAUGGCCCAUUAUGCUUUUUUGAUGUACUAGCUGAUUAUUAUGUUCAAGAGCCUGAGAAUGGACAGCCUAUCCUUGAUUUAAUUGUCACGCUAUGGAGCCAAUCAUUUGCAUGCCACAUUUUUACACUUCUGUUCCACAAAUGGCUAUUUGAAGUUCAACUUGACAAUUCUGAAGUCCUCCUCCGUUACUCAUCUGCUCUUGUUCAAGGUGCUACAAAUGUUUUCUGGAUUGAUAUCCAAACAAAUACUCGGCGUUUUCAAUCCCUCUUCCAUUACCUUCUUGAAGAAGUUGCGUUGGAGCCGACACGGUUAAAUAAGAUUCCCAUGCAGGCCCAGAGGGAUCUGUAUCUUUUGCUCUCAAGAUUCAUAAUCUUCUAUAAUUCAGUUGACAAGCUUGAAAGCUUCUUAAAGCACUUUCCAGUUUUUCCAAAUGCUUUCUUGGUUGGCAGUCCUGCCGACUUUUUCGUCAUUGAACUUGCAGAUCAGCUUCAAAAGUUAAAGGUGGAACCAGUACUACUACACUACCUUUCACACAUUAAAGCUCUCCAGGGCAUGGAACUAAGAAUGGCCACAAGUACAAGGUUAAAGACUUGUUUAUACAGCUUCACAUCUCCUGGUGGUCCAAUGUAUCCAACAAGAGCUGUUCGUCAUGCUGCCUGGAGUGCAUUAGAUUUUCUUUUUCCUGUUGGGCAAUACCCUCGGCAUCUUAUAAGUCUGUUCUUCAGAUUGUUAUAUCCAUGGUAUUGGCCCUCUUCUUGUUGGAACUUCAUUCUCUCUUGUAUAAAGGCAGUACUGUAUUCUCUGUUAAGGUUGGUAUUUUCUAGUUGGGAGAAGCUGAAAAGGCCAAAAGAAUACUAAAUGACCGCCAGAGUCUCUGAGACCCAGCUCGUGUAAAGUCAAAACUGAAAAUCCACUUAAAAGGUUAAAAAUGUGCAGCAUCUCAAAUUAAUAGAUGUGAAUUGUGUGUGCGCCUUUUGUUUUGCGUACAGCCUCAUAUUUUACUCAGAGGUGUCCAUCAUACUAGUGUUUCAUGUUAAAAUACUUUGUACACAGAACCAUCAGCUGGUUUAUCCGUUUUAGCAUCAACUGGUAUCCAUCAUACCAGUAUUUUUUUUUGUUUUUUUUGUUUUUGUUUUUGGGGAGUAUCAGGGAUCAUUUUUUUAUGCUUUGCACCACAUCUAAUUUCUCCCUUGUCAAAUAUAAAUGUGUAAAUUACAAUUUACGCCCUUA
This is a messenger RNA of Quercus lobata, 1729 nucleotides long. RefSeq names its product K-stimulated pyrophosphate-energized sodium pump protein. The coding region runs from base 281 to 1357 and encodes 358 amino acids. The record is from RefSeq and is a predicted model, not a curated record. The transcript is spliced from 11 exons. NCBI's taxonomy places the organism in Eukaryota, Viridiplantae, Streptophyta, Magnoliopsida, Fagales, Fagaceae.